This is a messenger RNA of Acyrthosiphon pisum (pea aphid), 435 nucleotides long. RefSeq names its product zinc finger protein 154-like. The coding region runs from base 1 to 435 and encodes 144 amino acids. The transcript has 3 exons. The record is from RefSeq and is a predicted model, not a curated record. Lineage: Eukaryota; Metazoa; Arthropoda; Insecta; Hemiptera; Aphididae.
AUGCCUAUGACUGAUGAUGUUAUGGAUAUUGUCAAUAAUGAGGAUGAUGGGGUCAAAGACAAUGAUGAUGAUAAUAGUUGUGGCAGUGGCGAUGGUGAUAGCAGUGAUCCUACCGAUUCAACUACAGAUAAAAUUCCGGAUGACUUAUAUGAAUGCAGAGAAUGCAAAAAACAAUUCAAAUAUAAAUCUUGGUGGUUGAACCAUAACACUACACACUCCGUGACUGGAGCACACCAAUGCAGAUAUUGCCCCAAAUUAUUUAAGCACAGAGACAACUUAGAAAGGCAUUUCCUCACACAUUUUGGUGGUAUCGGGCACGAUUGUACAGUAUGUGGACGGUCAUUUUUAUUGAAACACAACCUAAAGAUGCACAUAGAAAUGCAACACAACUUAUUGGUGCCACACAAAUGUAGUAAAUGCAAAAUGAACCAUUAG